AUGGCCUCCGUGCUUUACUUGGAGCACUACUUAGAUAGUAUAGAAAGUCUGCCUUCUGAAUUACAAAGGAAUUUCACGUUAAUGAAAGAGUUGGAUCAAAAAAAUCAAGAUAUAAAAGGAGAAAUCGAUAAAUUAACACAGCAAUAUGUACAAGAAGUAUCUAAUUUAAAGAGCGAUGAAAGGCAGCAACGAUUGGAUGAUAUAAAUUGUACCUACAAGAAAAGUCAUAUGAUCUGUGAUAAUAAAGUUCAACUUGCAACUCAGACAUAUGAAAUGGUUGAUAAACAUAUUCGAAGAUUAGAUUACGAACUAGCCCGAUUUGAAGCUGACUUGAAAGAAAAAGAACAGGAAAUUACAGAAAACCGAAGCCGCUCUACAGGACGGAAAAAGACGAGCAGAAAAAAGUUGAAAACAUCAACGUUAAUUGAUUUAGUAAUUAUAGAUGUUGGAUGCAAUAGGCUUGAAACUAUCUCCAGUGCUGCAUCUGUGAUUGCACAAUCGCAAUCUAUAUUUAAUGCAAGAGCUGUAGAUAUGCCAGUGGAUCCCAAUGAACCUACUUAUUGUUUAUGUCAUCAGGUUUCUUAUGGCGAAAUGAUUGGAUGUGAUAACACUGAAUGCCCUAUAGAAUGGUUUCACUUUCAAUGUGUUGGAUUAACUACAAAGCCGAAAGGAAAAUGGUAUUGUCCCAAAUGCACACAAUCAAGAAAGAAGAAAUGA
Molecule: messenger RNA, 717 nt
Organism: Trichoplax adhaerens
Lineage: Eukaryota; Metazoa; Placozoa; Uniplacotomia; Trichoplacea; Trichoplacidae
Exons: 9
Coding region: 1-717 (238 amino acids)
Biological process (GO): regulation of DNA-templated transcription
Cellular component (GO): nucleus
Source: RefSeq, a predicted model, not a curated record